UGGAAUGGGCGAAAGGCUUGAGUCAAUACUCAUGUUUAAAUCCUCGCCAUAGUACGCUGGGAUUUGGAGCUCGCCAUAGUACGCUGGGAUUUGGAGCUCUCAAAGCGGACAGGAAAGUUAUAAGUACCAGAAGUAGAAAUUUUCAUGCCAGGGUUGCGAGUGGAGAAUCUCAAGUGGGGGAAGUGGAUAGCAAAGUCGAGGAGAGCGUUCUGGUGCUAAAGGCCGCUGCCAAGAGCAAGAAAAUCCCAGCUCCAGAGGUGUUUGCGGCAUUUAGAGUUUUGGAGAAAGCCCGCGUGGAUCCAUCCAAUUUUCUAGAGACUUUGGGAGGAAGUAGUGGAGCUGAGCCAAGGUGCUGGAUGCUUGUCUUCAUUUGUGGAGCCAAAGCGGUGAGAGAAGCUUUGAAAGGUGGUGGUGGAGGUGGCACAUACUUCCCAUUCACCGCUGUGCAGCAAUACAAUGCCACUACAAAGAGCAUACUAAACGGGCUCUACCUCGGCCCUCUUGGUGUGCUAGAAUUCAUGGGACGCUUCUCAUGGUCCAAGAACAAGCUCUUCUUCAUCUUCGAUUCCCUGAGCGUCAAGGUUGGGCCUCUCGGCCCCUUCCAAUUCGCGAUCAGCAAGAAAGAAGAGCUGGAUCGAGAGCCCGGGAACAAAGAUCCUUUCUUCAUCUGGUUCUACGCGGACGAAGAAAUCGUCGUUGGAAAGGGGUCAGGAGGAGGCAUUUUUCUGAGGGUGCGUUGCAAUCGAAGAGUUUGAACCUCAGCCGCUAGAUCAGAAACUGCAAAUCUCAGGCGUUGGUUUUAAUCGCAUCGUGGCCGUCUGUUUUGAACCUGGCAUCGACGGCCAUGAUGGGCGGGAGACGGACGGCCAAGAUAUGCGGAGGAAGAAUCCUAAACCUGGGUUUUGAAGCUGAAGAACCCUAAGAAAAAGAGCGGGGUGGAGGAAUGCUCGAGGCGAGCGCGUUGCCAGGUAUGGAUGUGGAUCCACAGCCACAGCCAGCGCAGUCGUACCAGGCAGUGCGCCUGGCGCUGGCCGUUGCGAUCGUCAAGUCCCGCGGCGGGGCGGAUCGCGGUGGCAUUGCGGCCAAGAAGCGGCUCAAGGAUGAAAUUUCGCUGCUCCGGAGCGAGAUCGAGAGGUUGCGCUCCAGCUCCGCGGAGCCGCUGGUGCCGCGCGUCCUGUGCAAGUGCUUCACGGAUUCUUCCACUCCGCCUCCUCGCCGGCAGCGAAAUAUCCUGGCGCAACCGGAGUUCCACGAGGAAUCUGUCGCUCGCCUCAUGGACUGCGUCCGAUUCCUCAAUGGCUGCAAGAAACGCCGCCUCCUCGAUGCCGGCAACCAAGAACAGGACGAAGAGAGGGCUCGUCGUUUGACGGAGAUGGCGAAUCUCAUCGUCGAGCUCGUGUCAAGUACGAACGUCCAGCUUUUCUCCGUGUGGCUCCACCAGGCUGUGGAUUUCUUUGAGAGCUGCGUCUCCAGCAUUGGCGGCGAGAGAUUCUCCACGGCGGCCCAGAGCGCCACGAAGAGAUUGGUUGGGAGCCUCGUCGGCAAGGUGAUGAGCUUCACGGACUCGGCAGAGAAAUCCAAGGACGAGGCUCUCAAGCUCGAUCACAGGCCUUUCAUCGAGAAGGUCCUCCUCCACCUCGCCGAAGUUCCUUGUAUCGGCCACAGGAUCCUGACCGACGUAUCUGGCCAGCUCGCAGUCAUCGCCGAGGCGCUGUCGCAGGCGAGAGAUCCAUUCGCGGAGGAGACCACCCAGCUGCUCGAGAAUUCCUACUUUCUUCUCGAGCUCAUCUCGAAGGUGCUGGAUUUUCCCUUCACUGGCUGGCUGGAAAAGUCGAAGCUGGAUCCCGACUUGCUGGAAGAAUUCGUGGCGGAGUUCUUCCGGACCAAGGAGGCCACGCUCCGAUCCAACCGGCUAAACUUCCUCUUCGUCGCCUACACAGAUCGGAUCUGUGCUCAGGUGGUGAAGCAGCUCCACUCGGUCUCGUCAAGUCCACAGUGCAAGGACGUGAAGCUGCAAAAGAUCGUCGCCAGCUCUCUCCAGCGUCUCCUGGAUCUGGCCUCGUUGAGCUUCCACAGUGCGAAGCGAUCGAACCAAUGAAGCAUCGCAGCCUUUCUCACGUAACUCCCACGAUUUUGAUUCCUAGUAAAAGCGAUCGAAUACCAUUGUUUCUUCACGAUCUCGUCAGCAUUGGGUAAGCGUCUCUAUUCUUUCAUCUCCAAUACAGUUGUUCUUUUAUUUGUCUAGGACGAAUAGCAACUGUUUUCACUUUGAAUCCAGACAGGUCUGUAUCAAGGUUGAACUAGGGUUUGCAUUGUCACUCUAUUGCCUAGUGUACAUAUCAAAGGAAUUGCAAUAUCAGUUGCAAUAUUUGGUAUGCUCAA
Selaginella moellendorffii is the source of this 2382-nucleotide messenger RNA. RefSeq names its product protein MULTIPOLAR SPINDLE 1. The transcript has 5 exons. The coding region runs from base 944 to 2098 and encodes 384 amino acids. Gene Ontology annotation, biological process: meiotic DNA double-strand break formation; meiotic spindle organization. Lineage: Eukaryota; Viridiplantae; Streptophyta; Lycopodiopsida; Selaginellales; Selaginellaceae. The record is from RefSeq and is a predicted model, not a curated record.